UGUGAAACGAAAACGAGAUGAGCUGCUGCUGAUUCAAAGUUCGCGUUCAAACUUCAAAUCCUUAUAUGAGAGAGAGAGACUGAGAGAGAGAGAGAGAGAGAGAGAGAGAGAGAGGAACAGUGGGGUUUGCUUCGUUGGAGAUUGUUUGUGAGGGGCGCCUCGCUGUUCUAUGUUCCAGGAGCAGCGCGUCGUUUGAUCUAGAGGGGAUAAAGACGCUUCCUUUCUUGGCUCGCGGCGGCCAACGAUGGGGCGGAGCCUGAGCCCGCUGCUCCGGCAGGAGCUGGACAACCUCGACAAGGACGCCGACAGCCGCCGCUCCGCCAUGAAGGCGCUCAAGUCGUACGCCAAGCACCUGGACUCCAAGUCCAUCCCGCAUUUCCUCGCCGAGGUGUCCGACAACAAGGCGGCCCCCGGCCUGCCGUCCGGCGAGUUCACCAUCUCCCUCUACGAGGUCCUCGCUAGGGUCCAUGGCCGGAACAUCGUGCCGCAGAUCGGCAACAUCAUGUCCACCAUCAUGUGCACGCUCUCCUCCAGCGGCGGGUCCUUCCCGCUGCACCAGGCGUGCUCCAAGGUGGUGCCGGCCAUCGCCCGCUACGGCAUCGACCCCGCGGCGCCCGACGAGGAGAAGGCCGGCAUCGUCGCGUCCCUCUGCAAGCCGCUCUGCGGCGCGCUGAUGGGGAACCAGGAUGGCGCCGCGUCCGGCGCGGCGCUCUGCCUCAAGGCGCUGGUGGAGUCGACCAACUGGAGGUUUGCCGCCGGCGAGACGGUCAACGAGGUGUGCCUGAAGGUCGCCGGAGCGAUGCAUGACAAGUCGACGCAGUCCAAUGCUCACAUGGCCCUGGCAAUGGCGCUGGUGAAGCACAAUGGCCUGAUUGCAGAGGCUUACGCGAGGUCUCUUGUGCGGUCUGCCCUGCAGAUUCUUGAUGGCGACACCGCGGAGAGCAGCUCCCAGAAGCGGCUCUCGGCGAUCCAGAUGAUCAAUUUCUUCAUGAAGUUCGUUGACCCUAGGAGCAUAUCCACUGAGCUUAGCAAGGUGGUCGAUGUCAUGGAGCAAUGCCAGAAUGACCGCAUGCCAUUUGUAAGGGGCGCCGCGUUCGAGGCGUCGCAGACGGCGAAGGGCAUUGCAGCGCAGAAGGGAUCGAGGCAUGAGGUGAGCACGAGCCCGAUGGUAGGCUCCAACUUCCAGAGGAGAAGAGAGAAGAGUCCAUGCAGGAGCCUGUGGAAUGGAAAAGGCAGCCCUGCAAACUCUAGAAUGGCUGCCUCUCCUGUUCAGUUCCAAUCCCCUGAAUCACAUGUUGUUGAUUCAUCCAUCAUGUGUGACAGCACAAUCACCGAAUCGCCGGUCUCGAUCGGGCAGUCCUCUUGCAAUUUCGAUCAGAAUCGGCGCGCCAACAGGAGAUUAUGGAGCAAUGAUGGUGUUGAUGUUUCUCUGAAGGAUGGCUUGUUCUUCAGAAUUUGCUCAGACGGGAAGUACCUUGAGGAUGACUUGGAUGAGGUCUGUGACAGUGAAGUUACUGAUACAAAUUUUGAGUGCACCAACUCAUUCACUGGAUUUUUGUCAGCUAGCCCCAAUGGCGCUACAUCCAAAGAUAAGACCCCGAGCCCUCAGGCUUCUGAAAGGCCAAUUAGCAUUAAUGAUGUGAAGGUUUACACAACACCAAGGAAGCUUCUCAGAUCGCUUCAGAGCUCAUAUGACUUUGACUCUGCUCGCAACGAGGAACAAUCUAUUGUCAAGCUGAACAGCUUAUCAUCACCAAGUGGGGAGUAUAAGGAAAUAGAUGAAUCAUCCGAAGAGAUGCAGUCUCAGCUUUCUGACAGCAAGAUUGAGGAGGGAAAUGAUGAAAAUGAGACUAUUGAUGCGCAGAGUGCCGAUGAUAUGGCUCUCUCCAAUGAAGGUAAAUCAGUACUCUACACUGCAGAUGCUGAGGACACAUCCUGCAAAGCAUCCUCUGAAGGUGAGCACAAUGAGCAAGAUGUUUGUGUCACAAGAAGCACGGGGAAGACCAAGAAGUACAAGGCAAUACUCAGUUUUCUUUUGAGCAUGAUCAUGAUCUUUCUAGCAAUAGUUGCCGUGUUAAUUAGGAUAGAAAGUUAUGACGAUUAUGUUGGCCUUGUGCCUACUUGAUGUCUGGAUUGCUACGAUCAGUGUCUCGCUGUUCAGUUUGUUGUAUUGAUUCUGCCACAGUUUAGUGGUAGCUAGGCUUCAUUGUUUUGCAGCCAUUGAUCCUUGUAUGAAAAAAAACAAAAAAAAGGCUUGGUUA
Oryza brachyantha (malo sina) is the source of this 2261-nucleotide messenger RNA. Its product is annotated as protein SINE1-like. The record is from RefSeq and is a predicted model, not a curated record. Gene Ontology annotation, molecular function: microtubule binding. Bases 245 to 2125 code for a protein of 626 amino acids. The transcript is spliced from 3 exons. NCBI's taxonomy places the organism in Eukaryota, Viridiplantae, Streptophyta, Magnoliopsida, Poales, Poaceae. Gene Ontology annotation, cellular component: microtubule.